UAGUAAUUUUACUUACCUAUUACUAAAAUAUUUUUCUUCAAUUUCUUCUUCCAAUUCUUUUCUCAAAGUAAAAAGGCAUAAAAAUACUUCCAUCUUCCCCAAUUUUCCUCCGGCGAAAUUGAAACUCCGACCACCGCCGAUCCUCCGUUGACUCUGUUUCGACGGUGAAGAUGAACCAAAGUCAAGGUCAACAAACAAGUGAAGGAAGACACGAGGAUGAUGCUGUUCUAGCCGAUUUCCUUGCUUCCUUAAUGGACUAUACUCCCACUAUUCCUGAUGAAUUGGUGGAGCAUUACUUGGGUAAAAGUGGAUUUCAAUGUCCUGAUGUUCGAUUAAUAAGGUUGGUGGCAGUUGCUACUCAGAAGUUUAUUGCAGAUGUGGCUACUGAUGCUCUCCAACAUUGCAAGGCAAGGCAGUCAACUAUUGUCAAGGACAAGAGAGACAAGCAGCAAAAGGACAAACGCCUUACCUUGACGAUGGAUGAUCUUUCAAAAUCUCUACGAGAGUAUGGUGUUAACGUCAAACAUCAAGACUACUUUGCUGAUAGCCCGUCUGCCGGGUUAGAUCCUGCUUCAAGAGAGGAAUGAUGUAAUGCCUGCUAACAAAUCUCUGUGAUCACAUAAAUCUGAUGGUUGUAGGUCAUUGCAUUGUUGUCAUCCUCUUGAAUUCUCAAAAGCUAUAUAUCUUUUGGAGGAUACAACUCUUGACUACUAUGUAUCUCUAUACUUACCAAUGUUAACUGUAGUUGCCACCAUUGAUAGAUUUCUCGUUUCGAUAUUCCUUUCGUGGUAGCAAUGAGGGUGAUGUUGAUAACUGGUUUGAAUGUUUAAAUUUGCUUUGAACUUGUUGAUGAAUGUACUCUACAUGUUUGGUUGUGUCUA
Molecule: messenger RNA, 881 nt
Organism: Solanum pennellii
Lineage: Eukaryota; Viridiplantae; Streptophyta; Magnoliopsida; Solanales; Solanaceae
Product: transcription initiation factor TFIID subunit 10
Exons: 6
Coding region: 171-587 (138 amino acids)
Biological process (GO): transcription initiation at RNA polymerase II promoter
Cellular component (GO): transcription factor TFIID complex; nucleus; SAGA complex
Molecular function (GO): promoter-specific chromatin binding; RNA polymerase II general transcription initiation factor activity
Source: RefSeq, a predicted model, not a curated record